Galleria mellonella (greater wax moth) is the source of this 3015-nucleotide messenger RNA. Its product is annotated as leukocyte receptor cluster member 8. The transcript is spliced from 5 exons. Gene Ontology annotation, cellular component: nucleus. The record is from RefSeq and is a predicted model, not a curated record. Bases 334 to 2505 code for a protein of 723 amino acids. Lineage: Eukaryota; Metazoa; Arthropoda; Insecta; Lepidoptera; Pyralidae.
UUGAAUGCAUAUGGCAGUUUCAAGGCCCUUUUGUAGUUUUCUCUCGUGUAGGAAUUAAAUACACAUAUUAUUUUCUUUCUACCUUAGUGUCAGUACAUAAAAACAAAGGUUACAAUAUUAUAGAACUUUGUGUUAUCUUACAUUAAAUUAGGGUAUUAAAUUUAUUUGGUGGUUUAAAGUGUAACAGAAAGGAGAAUAUAGGCAACUUGUUCCAUCGUAUCAGUGACGCCAUUUUGUUGAAGUCAUUGUAAAUUAAGAGGUACCCCUGGUACUUUCUAUUUAUUGCGUUAUAUGUAAGGUACUUAUUAAAGUAUUUUGAGUAUUUAUGCAAUAAUGGCUGACAACAGUUCAAAGGAACCUCCUUUGCAAACUAUGAAUGGUAUGCCACCCAACCAUAAUCCAUGGAUGUAUGGUAUUUAUCAGUAUAAUGGGUAUCACUCUGGUAUGUACCCGCCAUACUACAACCAAUAUUUUAAUCAAAUGGGCAAUAAUGGAGGAUACCUCAAUAAUUCUCAUCAAUUUCAACAUAAUAAAGACCACAAAAAUGAAUUUGGCCAUUCUCCAUUUUCAAAGCCACCUCCCACAGCCCCAUUGCUCGGUAUGUCACCACUUGAUACUAGUCGACCCUUUUUUAACCAAUCUCCUAUUAGAUUCAAUUUGAAUGGGAAUAGAAAGUCUGCCCCAAUUCCUCAAAAUGAAAAUCCCCUUUUGGGGAAUCCAGGCUGUGCAAAAAAGAAGCGUAAAAAAGGUAACAAAAUAUUUGAUGAUGAUUUGAACACUUCUCUAAAUACAUUGCCUCCACUGCCAGACCAUCCUCCACCUUUACCUCCAUGUCCACCCCCUGACAUCCCUAAACCCCCACCACCACCCCUUGAUGUACCUCUACCUCCACCACUGGCAACUGAGGACAUACCUGAGCCACAAGAAGAAUCGAUCCAAGGUGAUAAUGUUAAAGACAAUCAAUUUAAUGAACCCUAUAAUAUUGAGUCUUCUAACAUUUUAAAAUCUUCUCCAAUAUGUCAGUCAUCAGCUGGAACAUGGCCAGAAAGUCUUGAGAGAUACAUUAAAAGAUGUUAUGAAAAAUGUAAAACAACUAUUGAUCGUGAUCAAAUUGAUAUAUGCUUAAAGGGACGUAUAACAGCAGCUGCAAAUAAAGAUGAAAUAUGGACCAGAAAUUGGGAUGAAGAACCCAUACCAAGUGUUCAUAGUGAACGUAAUACGUUAUCUGUUAAACCUGUUCGGGGUACAUUGUCUUUAUAUCAAAAGUCUGAAAUAGAACCAUCAAAAUCUAAAAAUAGUUUAUCUCCCCGAGGAAUUAAUGUUCAUAAAGGUUCUCCUCAAAGAAGAAGGAGACAACAUUCAAGAAGCAAGUCUAGGAGUCCUCCAAGAAAGAGAUUAAGUGCAUCUUCCGUUUCCAGUGAUGAGGUUGAUGAUAAGAAAACCAUCAAAAGUAAAACCCGACAAAAAGUUAAAGAUCGCCUGUCACUUGACAUCAAGAAACAAGAAAAGUAUAACAAAAAUGCUAAAAAGAAGCCCACAUACAAUCAAUUUAUUGUGGAUGAUUUGCAAGGAAAUGCUGAAAAACUUCAAAAGAGGGCAGAAAGAUUUGGAAAUUCAAGUCACAUACCCACCAUAGCAAGUUCUAUUCAAGCAGGCAGGGAGAGUUGUAGGAGACCUGAGCCAAGUGUCAAGAAACCAAUUAUUCAUGAUACGGAAGGAGAAUAUGAAUUGAACAAUGUGCAUAUAGUGGGCACUUGUUUAGACAUAGAAAAAUCAUUUUUAAGACUCACCAAAGCACCAGAAGCUUGUGAAGUUCGACCUGUGUCUGUACUUAAAAGUUCAUUAAAAAAUGUCAAAGAAAGGUGGAUAGAUAAACAAGAUUACAGAUAUGCAUGUGAUCAGUUAAAAUCAAUUAGACAAGAUUUAACAGUUCAAGGUAUAAGAGACAAUUUUACAGUAGAAGUCUAUGAAACUCAUGCACGAAUAGCAUUAGAAAAAGGGGAUCAUGAAGAAUUUAAUCAGUGUCAAACCCAACUUAAAAUGCUUUAUGGAGAAUUGCCAGAAAGUAGAACAAAUACUGCAGAGUUCACUGCAUAUAGAAUUUUAUAUUACAUAUUCACUAAAAAUACAUUAGAUCUAACAACCAUAUUUCAGUUUCUUUCAAAGGAAGACAGAGAAAAUGAAUGUAUUAAACAUGCACUUCAAACAAGAUGUGCUUGGGCAACAGGAAACUUGCACAAAUUUUUCUUACUUUAUAAAACAGCUCCACUAAUGGCCGGCUAUCUCAUGGACUGGUUUGUGGAGAGAGAAAGGAAGCUCUAUCUCAAGUACAUCAUAAAGUCCUACAGGCAGACAGUUCCCGUGGACUUCAUCGUUCGGGAGCUGGCAUUUGAGUCGAGUUCUAAGGCAUUUGAGUUCUUAAAUCAGUUCCCUCUAUCAUAUACUGGCUGUGAUCAGAAUCAAAUUGAUUGCAAGGCCAGUCUCCCAGCUGUAGCAAGUAUAUAACAUUUUCUGUUAGAUAGCCGUCCUGUAAUAGUAGCGUGUUGUUGCGUGGUGAUGUAAGCAGUCACGCAAUCGCAGAGCGCGGCGCUUGAACAUGUCGCGACUCUGCCUCAUGUUAUUCUCACCUUAUUUUGAUCAGCUUAACUAGGAUGAGGCGGCAAACAACUAACACACCACACAUUAAGUUACACAGCAGAAGAAUGAAUGCAGUCUUCGCCAAGAAUGAACUAACUACUACUACGUCUGAAGAAACAAGUGCUACACAGUACGGGAGAUUUUUGUGUCUGAAUACAAACUAAAAAAAAUGCAGUGCUGUUAAAAAGACUCGAGAAGACUUGUACAUGUUAAAGAUUUUAAAAGUGUUGUCUUUCGUCCUCAAUUUUUUGUUUUUUUUGUAAAUAUGUAUUGUAAAUUUUUUAAUUUUAAAUUUUAUUUAAUUUUAUUAUAAAUAAUACAUGCGCAUGCAAAUUGUCACAUUUAGUGUUAAUAAAUCAUUAUUUGUUUUUUGCAUAA